Molecule: messenger RNA, 3176 nt
Organism: Phacochoerus africanus (Common warthog)
Lineage: Eukaryota; Metazoa; Chordata; Mammalia; Artiodactyla; Suidae
Gene: SLC6A7
Product: solute carrier family 6 member 7
Exons: 14
Coding region: 228-2141 (637 amino acids)
Biological process (GO): sodium ion transmembrane transport
Cellular component (GO): membrane
Molecular function (GO): L-proline transmembrane transporter activity
Source: RefSeq, a predicted model, not a curated record
GCGGGCGCAGCCGUGCACCCCCACCCAGCCUGGGGCGCUGCGCAGGGAGAGGCAGGGCGUUCGCAGCGCCCGGCCCGCGCCCCACUCCCGCCGCCGACGGAAGGCGGCAGCGCCUGCGCCCGCGGCCCCCCAGCCGGUGCGCGGGAGUCGCCGGCAGCCGCAUCCCCGCUCUCUCUCUGCGCUCAGGAAAAGCCCAGCCGGGAGGCGCCUGCAGCCCGCCCUCCAAGAUGAAGAAGCUCCAGGGAGCUCACCUCCGCAAGCCCAUCACCCCAGACCUGCUGACCCCCAGUGACCAGGGCGACGUCGACCUGGACGUGGACUUCGCCGCAGACCGGGGCAACUGGACGGGCAAGCUGGACUUCCUGCUGUCCUGCAUCGGCUACUGCGUGGGCCUGGGCAAUGUCUGGCGUUUCCCGUACCGGGCCUACACCAACGGAGGAGGCGCCUUCCUCGUGCCCUACUUCUUCAUGCUGGCCGUCUGCGGGAUCCCCCUCUUCUUCCUCGAGCUCUCCCUGGGCCAGUUCUCCAGCCUGGGGCCGCUGGCCGUCUGGAAGAUCAGCCCCCUCUUCAAAGGCGCCGGCGCGGCCAUGCUGCUCAUCGUGGGGCUGGUGGCCGUCUACUACAACAUGAUCAUCGCCUACGUGCUCUUCUACCUCCUGGCCUCCCUCGCCAGCAGCCUGCCCUGGGAGCACUGCGGCAACUGGUGGAACACGGCCCUCUGCCGGGAGCACCGCGGCUCCAAGGAUGGCAACGGGGCCCUGGCCCUCAACCUCAGCAUCACCGUGAGCCCCAGCGAGGAGUACUGGAGCCGCUACGUCCUCCACAUCCAAGGCAGCCGGGGCAUCGGCAGCCCGGGGCAGAUCCGCUGGAACCUCUGCCUCUGCCUGCUGCUCGCCUGGGUCAUCGUGUUUCUCUGUAUCCUCAAGGGCGUGAAGUCCUCGGGAAAGGUGGUGUAUUUCACGGCCACGUUCCCCUACCUCAUCCUGCUCAUGCUGCUGGUCCGCGGAGUCACGCUCCCGGGGGCCUGGAAGGGCAUCCAGUUCUAUCUCACGCCCCAGUUCCACCACCUGUUGGCCUCCAAGGUGUGGGUAGAAGCCGCUCUUCAGAUCUUCUACUCCCUGGGCGUGGGCUUCGGGGGGCUCCUCACCUUUGCCUCCUACAACACAUUCCACCAGAACAUCUACAGGGACACCUUCAUCGUCACUCUGGGCAACGCCGUCACCAGCAUCCUGGCCGGUUUUGCCAUCUUCUCCGUGCUGGGCUACAUGUCUCAGGAGCUGGGGGUGCCCGUGGACCAAGUGGCCAAAGCAGGCCCCGGCCUGGCCUUCGUCGUCUACCCACAGGCCAUGACCAUGCUGCCCCUCUCGCCCUUCUGGUCCUUUCUCUUCUUCUUCAUGCUGCUCACGCUCGGCCUGGACAGCCAGUUUGCCUUCCUGGAGACCAUCGUGACGGCGGUGACGGAUGAGUUCCCGUACUACCUGCGGCCCAAGAAGGCUGUGUUCUCGGGGCUCGUCUGCGUGGCCAUGUACCUGAUGGGGCUGGUGCUCACCACCGACGGGGGCAUGUACUGGCUGGUGCUCCUGGACGACUACAGCGCCAGCUUCGGGCUGAUGGUGGUGGUGGUCACCACGUGCCUGGCGGUCACGCGGGUGUACGGCAUCCAGAGGUUCUGCCGGGACAUCCACCUGAUGCUGGGCUUCAAGCCGGGCCUCUACUUCAGGGCCUGCUGGCUGUUCCUGUCCCCGGCCACGCUCCUGGCCCUGCUGGUCUACAGCAUCGUCAAGUACCAGCCCUCGGAGUACGGCAGCUACCGCUUCCCGGCCUGGGCGGAGCUGCUGGGCAUCCUCAUGGGCCUGCUGUCCUGCCUCCUGAUCCCAGCGGGCAUGCUGGUGGCUGUGCUGCGAGAGGAGGGCUCGCUCUGGGAGCGGCUCCAGCAGGCCAGCCGGCCGGCCAUGGACUGGGGCCCGUCGCUGGAGGAGAACCGGACGGGCAUGUACGUGGCCACGCUGGCUGGGAGCCAGUCGCCCAGGGCCCUGAUGGUGCGCAUGCGCAGGUACGGAGGCGUCACCAGUUUCGAGAACACGGCCCUCGAGGUGGACCGCGAGAUCGCCGAGGAGGAGGAGGAGGAGUCCAGGAUGUGAGGCCGGAGCUCCGCGGACCGCAGGCCCCGCCGGCCCCUGGGGGUAGCUGCGCGCCCGGCCCACCGGGGUCCCCAGGGGCCCGAGGCUGUGGGCGAUGCGGCUCCCCAGAGCACAUCCCUCUUUGGGGCCCCCCGCCUCUCCUGGAACCUCUGUCUACCCCCACCCAGGCCUCCUUCACAGACGGACAGACUGACACUGGGGGGCACUCGCCCCCCAGUUAUGUGGCAGAAGGGACCAGACCCCAGGUCCCCUGGCCAGGCAGCUCCCUUUUUCACGGGGCAGCUGGUUCCACCCCUGGGCUCUCCUCAGGGCCCAGCCCCCCUCCUCCUUCUGGGGAGCCCGUCCCACACGCGUUGACAAAGUCAGAAUCUUGAGCUGGGCGCGGGCACUUGGGCUGUCACGAGGCCCACAGGGCCCAGGCAUCAAGGGUCCACAGCCCUGGUGAGAGAAAGAUGCCCGUGUGCUGACCGGUUUCCCAAGGGCCUGGACGGUGGGCGAACUGGAGAAAGGACGUGGAGGGCAGGGUGGGCCGGCCUCCGGCCAAGGCGCUGACCCAGCCAAGGUGCGGGGGUCAGAACCUCGCCGCCUUCUCCGCCCCUGGGGUCAGGAGGCGGCCUGGGCGAGUCCAAGGGCAGGGAGCAGGGAGAGUGGGGAGGAGAGGUGGUACCGGCUCCAACAGGGCUCCCGCGGGCUGGAGACGGUCGGGGAGAGAGCCAGGCACGUGCGAGAUCACGUGCUUUAGAAAGCGCGUCCUGGGUCAGUGUGCCGCGUGGAACAGAGGGAGGGCCCGGGGUGGAGACGGGAAGCCUGCAGAGGGCCGACCCGAGGGCUGGGGCCUGAGCCUGGGUGUCGGGUGGGGACAGAAAGAAGGGGGCCCACAGCUUCCCUCGCUGGACCCCGUGCUGUCCAGAGGGGAGGUGGGCAUGAGCGGCCUGCUCCCCUGGGGCAGCCUCUGUACCGGGUCCUCUCCUGGUCUCCCCAGCCCAUCCGUGCUCUGUCGUCUUAUUGUGAAUAAACGCCAGUGAAGUCCCCUUC